GUCAGAUGAAUAAAAAAAUUGGCUAUGGGGUAAACUUAGACUCUCAAGAAAAGGGAAGAUGCUGAGAAAAGUAAAAGUGCUAGUUUACUGGGUUACACAGUGAAAACCAUAUUCCUCCACAUGCAGGUAACAAGAGAGUGCCCGUAUCACACAGGCUGAGUUCAAAUUUAACUCACAUAACCACCUGAUCGCCAUGUCUAAAGCAAGUUUGUUGCUGUUACUUCUGGCUACAAUCCACGUUUUCACAGAAAUCACCAGCGGGAAACAAACAGACAAUCAACCCAUGCAAAGUCCUCCAAGCUGUAACGCCGGAAUACCUGGUAUGCACGGCAAGCCUGGGUCUCCUGGGGUUCCAGGUCGUGACGGCCGCGAUGGACGCGACGGAGCCAAAGGGGAUCGGGGAAGCCCAGGAAGAACUGGACGCCAUGGACCUUCAGGUUCUAAAGGUGCUAAAGGAGAACCUGGAAUCCAGGGUCCUACCGGCCAAAAGGGGCAGCGUGGAGAAGGUGAGAUAAAUGGGGUAAUUGGCAUGCCUUUUAAAAACUGGAAAGAAUGUGCCUGGAACAACUUGUAUGACCGCAAGGACCAAGGGCUUAUAAAGGAAUGCAUAUUCACCAAGAAUUUUUCUGACACCGCCCUGCAUGUCUACUGGACUGGAGUACUUAGAGUAGCUCAGUGUAGCAACUGUUGCAAACGCUGGUAUUUCACUUUCAAUGGUGCUGAAUGUUCGGGUCCCCUGCCAAUUGACGGUGUCGUUUACCUGGGUGGGGCAGCUCAGAAUCCUCACCGUGUCCGCCAUAUCGAGGGGCACUGUAACAACAUCCAUAAAGGGAAGCUUCGCGUGGGAUUCUGGGUUGGCAAUUGUCGCAGUUUAGGAAACGCUGACGCUAACACGGGUUGGAAUUCAGUGUCCCGGAUCUUUGUUGAGGAGGUUCCUGCGCCUCAGCCCUAAGGUGGACAAGUCUGAACUUAACCCAGUGUAAACACGAAGAAUCGAAAAUCACGGAUAUUCUUACUAGUUAUUUAGGUGUAUUCAGCGGCAGGAAUCGAUCAUGUAUUGAAUGGCUUCCGAUAACGAGGAGAUAUAAUUGUGUCUAAGUCUGUUUUGCAAUUUUAGCACGUCUGAGAUCAAUAAAUAACACAUUACA
Stylophora pistillata is the source of this 1148-nucleotide messenger RNA. RefSeq names its product collagen triple helix repeat-containing protein 1. The record is from RefSeq and is a predicted model, not a curated record. Lineage: Eukaryota; Metazoa; Cnidaria; Anthozoa; Scleractinia; Pocilloporidae.